CGUUGGAUGUUAUAAAUCCACCGUUUCCCUUCCCUUCUCUUCUCCGUCUCUGGUUUGCUCUCUCUUCUCUUCUGCCAUCGCAAACUUCUCUGACUCAACAAUGACUUCAAUCUCUCACCUCAACCAACUCACCAGCAGGACCCUUCCGGCCACACCGCUCAUCUCCACGGCCUCAAUUUUCCCGCCGAGCACCGUCGGAAUUCGGAGCAAACCGGUGGGAACUCCGAGGAUCUCCGCACACAUUCCGAGACCAGUGGUGAUCGCCCGAGCGAAAACAAGCGACGAUGAAUGGGGUCCGGAGCCUUCCUCUUUAGCGGCGGUUACGGAGGUGGAGGAGAAACCGGUGGAGACAGAGACAGAGACGCUGAAGAAGGCUCUGGUGGAUUCCUUUUACGGAACAGAUCGUGGACUCAAAGCUACCAGUGAUACAAGGGCUGAGAUCGUUGAGCUUAUCACCCAGCUUGAGGCCAAGAACCCCACCGCUGCUCCCACCGAUGCUUUGACUCUGCUCAACGGAAAAUGGAUUCUGGCGUAUACAUCGUUUGCAGGUUUAUACCCAUUGUUGUCAAGGGGAACAUUCUCUUUGGUCAAGGUAGAGGAAAUAUCUCAGACAAUUGAUUCAGAGAAUUUUGCAGUUGAAAACUCUGUUCGCUUUGCUGGUCCAUUGACUACAACUUCAAUUAGCACCAAUGCCAAAUUCGAAAUUCGAAGCCCAAAACGAGUGCAGAUCAAGUUUGAGGAAGGUAUCAUUGGCACUCCUCAGCUAACAGACUCAUUAGUGAUACCAGAAAAUGUGGAAUUUCUUGGGCAAAAUAUAGACCUCACACCCUUCAAAGGCAUACUUACCUCUGUCCAGGACACCGCCUCAUCGGUUGUGAGAACAAUUUCGAAUCAGCCUCCAUUGAAGAUCCCAAUUUCCGGCAGCAAUGCUCAGUCGUGGCUGCUCACUACAUACCUUGAUGAAGAACUCCGCAUCUCAAGGGGCGAUGGUGGUAGUGUGUUUGUUCUUAUCAAGGAAGGCAGCUCUCUUCUGACAAACUAAACAAAUUGUUGUUUUAGUUUUUGGGCAUAUUAUUAUAUAAUAAUUUGUUGUUAUGUCUAUAAAAUAAGACACAAGUCAGAUUGUAUACAAUUAUGCUAUAGAUGCAUGUAUAGGAGGACAGUAUUAAUUCUGUUCUGCGUUUGACAUGUCAAAUUGUUGAUGACGGUUAAAUUUGUUAUUUUAUCAACAGAAGGCUCUAAAUUUACAACAUCA
Lotus japonicus is the source of this 1255-nucleotide messenger RNA. Its product is annotated as plastid-lipid-associated protein, chloroplastic-like. The transcript is spliced from 3 exons. The record is from RefSeq and is a predicted model, not a curated record. The coding region runs from base 101 to 1042 and encodes 313 amino acids. NCBI's taxonomy places the organism in Eukaryota, Viridiplantae, Streptophyta, Magnoliopsida, Fabales, Fabaceae.